AUGCCGGCCCAUCACCAGAAACCGGCCCCCCUCGCGCCGGCAUCGCCUCGAAACACUGCCAAAUACACUAACAAGGACGGCUCCAAGUUCAUCACCGUCCCCAAGGCCAGCCCGUCGGACUCGUCCCGGCCCUCGACGCCCACCAUCGCCAAAUCCAACCAGGCCCCGCCGCCCGCGGACCCGACAGGCCUCGACACGUCGGCGCCCACCGUAAAUCGCAAGAAGCAGAAGCGGCGGCAAAAGGCUGCGGCCAAGGCGGCCGCUGCGCAGGCUGCCAAUGGCCAUCCCAGCCCCGCUCUCAGCUCCGACAAGCAGAUGCCCGCCGACUAUGAGCUUGUCGCAAGUGACGAGGAUGAUGAUGUCUAUGAUCUAGUUGACGACGCGGACCCUAGGCCGGCGACGAAUGGCCACGCCAUAGAUCCUAAAGCUAAUAAAAAGAACAAGAAAAAGAAGAAAAAGUCCGGUCCCGGUGCCCACGCCGAGGAGAUGGAUCUGGCACAGCAUCGUCACAACCACCACACUCACAACCAUCGCUAUCACGGGGACGACUUGGCGCCAGCGGCUCCGGCGCUGCGUGGCUCCGGAAUGUCUAGGGAUAAGAUAUGGAGCACCAGCAAUCACGAGGAGCGCGAGCGUAUCAAGGAGUUCUGGCUUGGCUUGGGCGAGGAUGACCGGAAAUCCUUGGUCAAGGUGGAAAAGGACGCCGUACUAAAGAAGAUGAAGGAGCAGCAGAAGCAUACGUGUAGCUGUACCGUCUGCGGGAGGAAGCGCACCGCCAUCGAAGAGGAACUGGAAGGUCUGUAUGACGCAUACUAUCUCGAGCUCGAGCAGUUUGCCAAUCAAGGAGAGGGCCCCCCGAUGCUCCCCCCUCCUCCCCGAGACUUUUCGGUCCGCCAAACGCGAGGCUUGCCCGGGGGAUACCCCCGGCCUCCCCCAGCCCGCGGUCGAAUAGUGGAGCACGUGGGCGACGAUGACGAAGAGUUAGAAGAAGCAUACAGCGAAGACGAAGCGGAGGACGACGAGUAUAGCGACGACGAACCUCCCGAGGAAUUUCACGGCUCUCCUGACCGAGACGUAGCUGAUUUCUUGACGUUUGGUAACAGUCUCCAAGUCAAGGGUACGCAACUUCUUGAAUCACUUCUGCACAGAUAUGGUAACAUGGACUUAGGCGGCAUUCUCACCGUGGCGGAUGACCUACUCAAAAACGACGGCAGACGCUUCAUCGAAAUGAUGGAGCAGCUUGCAGAACGUCGAAUGGCCCGAGAAGAGGACGCGCGAGAGCACUUCGCUCGCGGCUACGGUCAUCCCAACGGCUCAUACUCCGCUCCUCACAACCAUCCUCCUCCCGAAGACGAAGAGUACGAGGACGAAGAGGAGGAGGAGGAGGAGGAGGACUACGACGACAGUCAAGACGAGGAGUAUGAGGAUGAAGAGGUAUACUACAACCCCUCUGUGAUGCCGUCCAAGUUCCAUACUGAGUGCUGUUGCCAGGACCCGAUGACGGAAGAGCAGCGAAUGGAAGAAGGCCGUCGCAUGUUCCAGAUAUUCGCCGCCCGCAUGUUCGAACAACGAGUACUAUCCGCGUACAAAGAGAAAGUCGCCAAGGAGCGUCAAGACAAGCUACUGGAAGAGCUGGAGGAGGAAAGCCGAGCUGUGGACGAGCAGAAGGCGAAAAAGGCAAAGAAUGCGCAAAAGAAGAAGGAUAAGGCCGCCCAAAGGAAGCAAGCACUUGCGGACGAGAAGGCUCGAAAGGAAGCCGAAAAGGCCGCCGAGGAAACUGCCCGAAUCGAAGCCGAGAAGAAGAAGAUUGCUGAGCAGAAACAGAAAGCCGACGAGAAACGCAAACAGAAGGAAGCCCAAAAGAAGGCCGAAGAGGACGCGCGGCUCAAGAAGGAGGCUGAUCGACUGCGGCGGAUCCACGAGCAGAAAGAGAAGCAAGCCGAAGUGGAACGAAAAGCGCGCGAGGCCAAGGAGCGAGAAAAGAAGCUCAAGGACGAGCAACGCACCAGGGAACGGGAGGCCCGAGAGCAGAAAGAGCGAGAAGCUCAGGAGCGUAAGGAGAAACAGGAACGCGACAAGCGAGAAAAGGAGGCCAGAGCUGCAAAGUCCCAGAAGGAGGCCGCAGAGGCCGCAGAGGCCGCCAGAGAAGAGCAACUGCUGCUGCUGCGAGCCAAGGAAGAAAAGGUAGCACCAAAGGUUUCCUCUGUUCAGGUAGCCCAGACUCAACCCUCACAGCCUGUCAAGCGUGAAAAUCAGCAGCAACAGCAGCAACAGCCGCCUCCCCAGACGCAGCAGACUCCUGUUUCCUUGCCCGCAGUCUUGCCUCAACAUCCUCCUAAUCCAGCAAGCUUCAUUUCGCCAAAGAUUCCCGUAGCAACUCCGGCAAUCCCCAAGGCACCAACUCCCAUACGGCCGAGGACAACGUCCCAGCAACACGGGACCGGCCCGGCAAGCUCAUCCGACUCGCAGACAGCAUCCGUUCCUAGUCAGAGCGCAUCACCACACUCUGUCACGCCGGUGUACACCAGCCCGAGCUCGACUGGGCCCGAGAGGAGAAUCAGCGCAGGCACUCCGGUCACGAUACAGCCAGCUACAAUAUCAGGUACACCGCCUGGGCUACCACUGCCCAAGGGCCCAAGCCCAUCUGCCCCGUUCCAGCUACCCAUGAUGAACAUGCAGCCUCCUCCAGGACUAGGUCCCCAUCCUCCUCCACCCCCGCCAGGUUUCUCUAACCGGCCGGGCCACGAUCCCAUCUUCCCGGUAGGGUUUCGACCAAGUCCCGGACAUAAUAUGAUGAUUCCGCCGCCAGGCAUUAACAGCUCUGCGGUUCGCGGCUAUCCACCCGUCACAAUGCCCCCUCCCGGGUUCUCACAGCCAGUUGCUGAUUAUCCCAUGAGCCAAGUCUAUCCCAUGCCUACCAGAGACGGCCCUGUCAUGACACACGGGCGCCAAGGUUCCAUUGGAUUCGAGAGCUCGCCCGGUACUCCUGGACAGCCGAUUGGGCGACCAGCACCGAUAGGCCGUCCUGGCAGCGUCAGUCAUGGAUAUUCGCGUGACAAGGAGGAGGAUACGCAGCAUCUCGGAAGCCGUGUUCUCGUUGAGGACGAUGAGCCAUUGGGUGUAGAUGCUGGUGUUGGCGGCUUGCGUCAUCAACCACUAGGACCUCGAGGCGGCUUUGCUGCAGGCCCUUUUAUUGACUCGGGAUUCCCAAUGGGCCACAACCCUUGGGGUCCCAUCAACAGCCCUCCGCAGCCUUUCCCUCCCACUACGGCCCAGCAGCCAUUUGCUCUACCGACGUUUGGCAAUCCAGGCUGGGGUCCUCCAAGCGGCCCACCGGGAUUUCAUGUUGGAUCUCCGAGCGGAUUAGGAUCCAUUCGAUCGCAUGCCCAACCUCGCCACGUAACAGUGCGCUUGCUACUCUCGCAGGCGUGCAAAGAGCUGACGAAUACGGCCACUGCCGAUAAGGAUGGUUACGUUGAUCUGGCAGACAUCAAGGGACACGUCAGUAUGGUAUCUGGUGACCCUAGCAUCUCGGAACAAGACCUGUUAAACCUCUGCGACACAGUCGGCAGUCUAUCCAAUGGUGGAGGGUCUUUUGAUGUGAAGCAAGACGCUGUGGGGCUCAAGAAGAUACGAUGGGUUCCUGACACGGACGAGGGGCUAAAUCCUCACUUUCGGGCAGUCGGAGCUCCCGAUCUCGAAAAGAUGCAGCACAUGGGAACUGAAGAGAGCCCUUCUAGGCGGUUGAACCUGUUGGAACGGAUCGGAGUCACCCCGCCGUCUACUACGGCUGAGCUCCGAGCAAACCGCAUUGCAACGAACGCGACUACCGGAGAUACUGCGCAUGCGUCGACAAGUUCCCCCUUUGCCGGCUUGACAAAUACAAACACGCAGAGAGACGACGCUUCUCUACAGCAGAACAUUCAGAGUACUAUAAGAGGAAUGCACAAAAAGGGAAUCAGCGAAAACAUUACACACAGCGGUUUUCACGGGGAGGGUUCGGAUGAAAGCAGUAAAGUGGACACCUGGGUCGGCUUUUACAACCCCCGCAAGAAUGGGAGAAGAUCUUUGGGGCCCUGA
Messenger RNA from Trichoderma aggressivum f. europaeum, 4080 nucleotides. RefSeq lists its product as uncharacterized. Bases 1 to 4080 code for a protein of 1359 amino acids. The transcript has 2 exons. NCBI's taxonomy places the organism in Eukaryota, Fungi, Ascomycota, Sordariomycetes, Hypocreales, Hypocreaceae. The record is from RefSeq and is a predicted model, not a curated record.